AUGAAGCGCCAAGACGAGUACGAUGACGUUCCCUUCGAUGAGGAGGACGAAGACGAGGACUUCGAAGACGAGGAAGAUGAGGACGAGGAAGAAGAAGCUGUAUGCAUUAAUGGAGAGAGACCACGCAAACGAGCCGCCAACCCCUUCAUUGAUGAAAUGGCACUUGUCGACGAAGACGAAGAAGAGGAAGAAGAAGAGGAGGAAUAUGGAAGAGAAGAUGGCUUUAUCGACGAAGAGCCUGAGGAGAUCCCAUCGGAAGCAGCCAUGCAACGACGUCAUUUGGACCUUGAUCGACGACGACGUGAAAUGGAGGGUAUGGACGACGAGCAAGUUGCUGCUUUUUACGCCCAAAAGUAUGGUGGUCGCCGUGCACAAGCAUUCAAGUCAUCCGAGGAGAUUCCACAACAGCUGCUUUUGCCAAGCGUCACUGAUCCAAACCUUUGGGUUGUCAAAUGCAAGCCUGGCAAAGAACGUGAUAUUGUACUCGGCAUCAUGAAACGCUAUUUCGAUCGACAAUACAGCGACCAACCUCUUGAAACGUUUUCAGCUUUCGCAAGAGAAUCUUUGAAGGGUUACAUCUAUAUUGAAGCGAGAAGACUUGCCCAUGUUCAACAGGCCAUUGCCAAUAUUCCCAACAUCUUCCAGACCACCUUGCAGCUCGUUCCUAUCAAGGAUAUGGUUGAUUCGAUCAACAUUCCAAAGAAGGAGACUGAUAUUCCUGUUGGCGGAUGGGUGCGUGUUAAGCGUGGUGUCUAUACUGGUGACCUUGGCAAAGUGCUUGAAGUAUCGGAUUCACAAGACACAGCUGUGAUCAAGCUUAUACCACGUCUUGCCCUUGAGCCUCAAGAAGAAGAGAUUGAGCGUAAACGAAAGAAAGGUUCAACAUCAGCAACACGACCACCUCCUCGUUUCUUCAAUCCAGAACGUCUCAGCAAACGUCACAUUGCCAGCUUACAAAAGAAGGGUCCUUACUGGGUCCUGGGUACUGACAGCUUCCGUGAUGGAUAUUUGGAGAAAAACAUGAAGGUGUCAUCAUUGCAAAUUGAGGAUGUGAGCCCCUCGUUGGAAGAGAUUACUCGAUUUAUUGGUGAUUCAGGUGGCGAUGGCGAUCGUGCUCUCGAUUUAUCUGCUGCUUCACUUCAAUCCGUCAAUGAUGCUCAAGCAACGUCUUUGUUACAAACCGGUGACACCGUCGAAGUCAUCGAAGGUGAUAUGAUUCACAGCGUUGGAACGAUCGACAAUGUCAGUGAUUCAUCAGUGGUCGUAUCUCUCAACUUUGGUGGAUACGCUAAGCAAGUGACAUUGCCAGCCAAGCAAGUACGCAAAAAGUUCAAUGCUGGUGACCACGUCAAAGUAAUCCAUGGCCAACGCAAAGAUGAAAGUGGUAUGAUUGUCAAGGUCGAUGGCAAUGUUGUUACGAUGCUUUCCGAUAUAUCCAUGGAUGAAGUUCAGGUGUUCGCUAAGGAUCUUCGAGAAGCUGCUGAUGUUACGCUUGGCAAAACCGUUAUGGGCAAUUAUGAGUUGCAUGAUCUGGUUCAAAUCGACUUCCAUACUGUGGGUGUCAUCAUCAAAGUCAACAAGAACUCUGUCAAGGUGCUCACUCAAAAUGGCGACGUUCGAACAUUGGAACCACAUUUGAUUACAAGUAAGCUCGACAGCAAGCGAGCUAUUGCCACAGAUGCGAAUGGCAACAGUAUAACGGCAGGCGCAACUGUAAUGGAAGCACGAGGAGAGCGACGCACAUGCACUAUUCUUCAUGUAUAUCGACAUUUGGUCUUUUUGCAUUCUCGAGAGAAUAUGGUGGACUAUGGCGUAUGGAUAUCACCAACUCGAAGCGUCAUCAGCGUAGCUGCCAAAGAACGUCCUAAUAUAUCACAACAAAAACGUACACAACAACCUAAUGGACCUAAUUUCCGUGGCGGAUUUGAUGGUCGUGGACGUGGACGUGGUGGACGUGGUGGAUUCUUUGGCGGAAGAGGUGGACGUGAUCAUUUAGUAUCCAAGACUGUCCGCAUCACACAAGGACCCCACAAGGGAUACAUUGGCAUUGUCAAAGAUUCCACUGAUACAAUGGCCCGUGUCGAGUUACACACCAACUGCAAAGUUGUCAAUGUUGAUAAAACAAAGCUUGUGCUUGUCGAUGGCAAUGGUGGUACGCUUGGUCCUGUUGUUAGUGAUACCCGAGGAGCAUCUGAUUUUGCAGCACCACGUCCAAUGGCUACACCAAAACGUUAUGGCGAUGGUGCAAUGACUCCAAGACAUUACAGCGAUGGAUCCAGAACUCCACGACAUUUGGCUUCAGGUGCACAAACUCCAGCUUGGGGUAUGAACAACCGCACGCCCAAUCCUUAUUCAUCAGACAAUUCAAGAAGUUCAGCAUGGGAUGCAGGAGCCAAGACACCAAAUCCAUAUGCAUCUUCUUCAUAUGCAGAUGGUUCAAAGACACCUGCAUGGGAUUCGGGUAGCAAGACACCUUCAUGGAAAGCUGAGACACCACGUUGGAGCUCUUCAGGUGGUCGAACACCAGGAUAUAAUGAUUAUGGCAACAAAUCACCCACAUGGAGCAGUCGAUACGAUGACAGAGAAACUGCACCAACACCUGCACCUCAUACAUUGGCCCCAUCCACACCAGCAGCAUCAUCCAAUAAUGUUGCACCAUCACCAGCACCCUAUCCACAAACUCCUGGAGCUAACUAUCCACAAACACCCUACGACAGCGCACCUACACCUUAUGAUGGCGCACCUACUCCAGGUGUAAAUCUAGCACCGGCUACACCAGCGGCAGUGAAUGCUCCAACACCAGCAGCUCAUAUGCUUAGUGCACCAACUCCUGGUGGAUACAUCCCAUCUACUCCAGCAGGAACUGUACAACCUCAAACGCCAUUUGUCCCUGCAGGUGGUGAUUAUGGUACUGUUGAUGAUCAAAAUGAAGAUAGCGAUGACUGGCCAAUUGAAGAUAUUGAAGUCAAGCUUACAUCAUCUCAUGGAUCAGGACAAAAAGGACAAUUGGCAUCCAUUAUUUCGGUCGAUCAUAAUGGAAGGACGUGUACCGUUAGGAUGAAUGAAGGUGGUGCACAAGAACAUAUCCCCUUCACCAAAAUGGAACCUGUAAGGCCGAGCAAGAAGGAUCCCGUCAAAGUGUUGCUGGGUCAACACCGUGGUGGUAUUGGUGCAUUGAUUGGUGUCGAUGGGCAAGAUGGUAUUUUGCGACUAAGAGGUCAAGGCCCAGCUUUCAAGUUCGUCAGCAUCAAUGCCGUCGGCAAAUACACUGGUGAUGAAGCAUUGGAUGGAAAUAAUUAA
Messenger RNA from Lichtheimia ornata, 3300 nucleotides. RefSeq lists its product as uncharacterized. NCBI's taxonomy places the organism in Eukaryota, Fungi, Mucoromycota, Mucoromycetes, Mucorales, Lichtheimiaceae. Gene Ontology annotation, biological process: transcription elongation by RNA polymerase II; regulation of transcription by RNA polymerase II; regulation of DNA-templated transcription elongation. Bases 1 to 3300 code for a protein of 1099 amino acids. The record is from RefSeq and is a predicted model, not a curated record. Gene Ontology annotation, molecular function: protein binding; mRNA binding. The transcript has 9 exons. Gene Ontology annotation, cellular component: DSIF complex.